Nematostella vectensis (starlet sea anemone) is the source of this 844-nucleotide messenger RNA. Its product is annotated as late histone H2B.L4. Gene Ontology annotation, molecular function: structural constituent of chromatin; DNA binding; protein heterodimerization activity. The transcript has a single exon. The coding region runs from base 180 to 557 and encodes 125 amino acids. Gene Ontology annotation, biological process: nucleosome assembly. NCBI's taxonomy places the organism in Eukaryota, Metazoa, Cnidaria, Anthozoa, Actiniaria, Edwardsiidae. The record is from RefSeq and is a predicted model, not a curated record. Gene Ontology annotation, cellular component: nucleosome.
AUUUGCAUAACAAGAACGAAGUUUGAAUACCCCAAUAAACUGCACUUUUACAAAGACUUUGUAAUGAUGGCCAGUGCAGAUGACAAGCCAAUGAGAAAGUAGAGGCGUGCUGUAAGAAGUUUUGAAUUUAUUUCUGGCGCAUUACGAAUUUGGAGUUCGCUUGCAAGGCGAAAGUAGAAAUGGUGCUACCAAAAGAAGGCAAGAAAACCGAGAAAGGAAAGAAAGCUUUAUCUGGAGUCGGUGUAGGGGCAGAGAAGAAACGGCGGUCGAAAAAACGCAAAGAGAGUUAUCUCACUUACAUCUACAAAGUCCUCAAACAAGUGCAUCCCGAUACUGGCAUAUCCACGAAAGCAAUGGGCAUCAUGAACUCGUUCGUGAACGAUAUCUUUGAGCGCAUCGCUGGCGAAGCUUCCCGCCUGGCGAACUACAACAAGAAAUCCACCAUCACGAGCAGGGAAAUCCAGACGGCCGUUCGUCUGCUCCUUCCCGGUGAGCUGGCCAAGCACGCCGUGAGCGAGGGAACCAAGGCCGUCACCAAGUACACCAGCAGCAAGUAAGCCGUUGUUGUCGGUGCGAUUUCACUGACUCGGCUUGGACAUAUGAUAAAAGCAUCACCACCAUUUCCAGCUUGGAAAACCGUUUCAUUUCUACUAAAAGGCUAAAUAUGUAUAAAUUGAUUAUUUGUGUGUGCUCUACGCUUAAAUAAAUGGGCGAAUAUUUAUUUAACGAUUAUUCCCCCCAUUAUUCGCCGAACGUGAGGUGAAUAGUGCGCGCGUGCUUGUGAAGUUCCCGCCAUGUUUAUACUAAAAAUGGAUAUGGGUUAUAAAUAAAGAAUUUUUUUUUA